UUCUAUAAUAAGUUCCCGCUGCAGUGCUGAUAACAGACUACGGGGAAGAGCCAGGUAACCGCACGCUGCCAGUGCGCUCCGCUCAGCUCGGCAGACAUUUCACAGCCAACACAAUGGACCUGACAUCUCUCCUACAUUUGCUGAUCUUUAUGUCUGUCCUAAAGGCCGGCCACUUCUCUAAAUCGAUGUCCAAGGGUCGAUACUUGGCGUCUGUCUUCUCGGGACUGACCGCGGAGGAGAUGACAUCGGUUCGGAGUUUCCUCACUGACCAGGAGCAGCUUCGUUUGGUCCCGAUCAGAAGUCACUUCGGCAAAAACUCCAUUUUCAUGAUGGAGCUCAAUUUGCCAAAAAAGCGACACGUCCUGAACUUCUUAGAUAACAAUGGCCCCAGACCUCAAAGAGAGGCCAAAGUGGUCAUCUUCUUCGGAGACCAAACCCAACCCAACAUCACAGAAUACAUUGUUGGCCCCCUCCCUCACCCAUAUUAUUACCGACCACUAACAUCUAAAGGCAACAAGCCGGCAAGGUUUGAGUCUCGGCCGAUGACUUUUGUGGAAUAUGAGAAAAUCUACAAACGUCUGAUGGACCUCACCAUGGGGUUUAACCAUAUCCUACUGGAAACCUCCGGCUUCUCCUUCUACAAUUGCUCCUCACGUUGUCUCACCUUCACAGAUAUUGCCCCUCGGGGCUUGACUUCCGGAGAACGCCGCUCAUGGUUGUUGCUCCAGAGGUAUGUAGAAGGGUUCUUCCUCCAUCCUAUUGGAGUUGAGCUCUUACUCAACCAUCGCUCACUCAACCCCGAAGAGUGGACCAUCGAAAAGAUCUGGUAUAAUGGCCAAUACUUUGAUGGCAUCGAAGAGUUUGUCCAAAAAUAUGAGAAGAAUGAACUGACCAAGUUACGACUACCAGAUCACAACAAAGAUCCUUAUUCCACCUUCAUACCUCGUGGAGAAUUCAAGACCAAAACAGAUAUCCAUGGUCCAAAAAUAUGUGAACCACAAGGGAAACGUUACAGAGUUCUGGGAAACUAUGUGGAAUAUACCGGCUGGAGCUUUGCCUACCAUGUGCGUCCAUCGGCGGGUCUGCAGAUAUUCGAUAUCCAGUAUAACAAUGAGAGGAUAGCCUACGAGGUGAGCAUACAGGAAGCCAUUGCAUUCUAUAGUGGGGCCACACCAGGUGGGAUGCAAACAAAGUAUAUAGACUCUGGAUGGGGGAUGGGAACUGUGCAUUACGAGUUGGCCAAAGGAAUUGACUGUCCCGAAGGGGCCACGUACCGGGAUCUCUACAAUUAUUACGACACAGACAAACCCCUGCGGUAUAAGAAUGCCUUGUGUAUCUUUGAGCAACCCACGGGGAUACCCCUACGGAGACACUUUGACAGCACUUAUAAUGGGGGGUACAGCUUCUAUGCCGGGCUGGAAAAUCAAGUCCUGGUGGUGAGGACAACAUCCACCGUCUAUAACUAUGACUAUAUCUGGGACUUUCUGUUCUACCAAAAUGGAGUCAUAGAAGUGAAAGUGAGCGCCACAGGGUACAUCCAUGCCACUUUCUUCACCGCUGAUGGACUCAGUUUUGGAAACAGGGUCUACAGCCAUGUCCUGGGGAAUGUACACACACAUCUGGUCAAUUAUAAGGUGGACCUUGACAUUGCAGGAACAGAAAACAGCUUUGAAACUAUUGACCUGAAAUAUGAGAACAUCACGAACCCUUGGAGUCCCGAUCACUUCAUUGUUCAGUCCCGUAUGGACCACGUCCCGAGAAGCACCGAGCGUCAGGCAGCUUUCAGGUUCGGCUCUCACACCCCCAGGUAUCUGAUGUUCCAGAACCCCAACAAGAAGAACAAGUGGGGCCAUGAAAAGGGCUACAGGAUCCAGUACAACUCUCACGGUCACAGCGUGCUGCCCCGGAUGUGGGCCGAAGAGAAAGGCGUCUCGUGGUCCAGAUACAGUCUGGCCGUGACCCGAUACAGGGAAUCUGAGCUGAGCAGCAGCAGCUUGUACAUCCAGUGCGACCCUUGGGAUCCAAACGUCUAUUUUGAGAAUUUCAUCCGUAACAACGAGGACAUUGUGAAUAAAGACCUUGUUGCCUGGGUCACAGUCGGCUUCCUCCACAUCCCCCACGCAGAGGACAUCCCGAAUACGUCCACGCCGGGAAACGGGGUGGGAUUCUUUCUUCGACCCUUCAACUUUUUCGACGAGGACCCCUCAGUGGCCUCCAGGAGCACGGUCAUCGUGAGGCCCACCGACAAAAGCUUCACCAAAGUGAAUAUCCAACGCUGGACCCCGGAAGUGAUCGGUCAAUGUGUGUCGGACGAACCCUUCCGGUACAAUGGAACUUAUUUCUCGGACUGAAGCUGCCGAAUAGAGACGUUCCUGCAAAACCCGACUGAGAAACAUCGUCAUCAACCAUUGUAGUCGCGGAGAAGAAGUCCCAGUACUGCAUCAUUCAGAACCUGGGAGACUUCAGGAAAACUAUAUAGUACGGCUAUAGCCGGAGGGUCGGGGGUCUCCCGUGGGCUGACAAAUUUAUUAUAUAUGACACUGGAUGUUUUUCAACAAAAAAGUGAUGCUACAUGCUAAUAAACCCCCAUAAC
Molecule: messenger RNA, 2593 nt
Organism: Hyla sarda
Lineage: Eukaryota; Metazoa; Chordata; Amphibia; Anura; Hylidae
Gene: AOC1
Product: amine oxidase copper containing 1
Exons: 5
Coding region: 114-2351 (745 amino acids)
Biological process (GO): response to antibiotic; amine metabolic process
Cellular component (GO): plasma membrane
Molecular function (GO): diamine oxidase activity; quinone binding; copper ion binding
Source: RefSeq, a predicted model, not a curated record